Messenger RNA from Alnus glutinosa, 1159 nucleotides. RefSeq lists its product as uncharacterized. The record is from RefSeq and is a predicted model, not a curated record. NCBI's taxonomy places the organism in Eukaryota, Viridiplantae, Streptophyta, Magnoliopsida, Fagales, Betulaceae. Bases 156 to 857 code for a protein of 233 amino acids. The transcript is spliced from 3 exons.
GCGUUGAAGAGAGAAGAAGAAAGCAAGAUUAAUGUGAUCGAUGUAGGUGGGCGCCAGUUGGAGAUAGAUCGUAAGAAGGUGGUGUUGGGGAGAGUUGUCUGCAAGAACCACAAAAUAGUUGAAGAAAAUAAUACACUCCUCCUUUUGGCGUGGGGAUGAUGGGAGGUUUCAGCGCCGAAGAUCUGUCCACAAUCGGAGGAAUUGCCACCGUUUCUCUUCUGCAUUCCUUCAUUCCCACCCAUUGGCUGCCUUUCUCCAUCGUCGGUCGCGCCCAGAAGUGGACCCUUUCCCGCACUCUCCUCGUUACUGCAUUCGGAGCAGUUUUGCAUGUAGUGUCCACCUCACUUCUUGGCAUAACGGCGAUCACCAUGGCAAAUACUAUUGCUGGUGAAGAAACAGUGCAUAAACUAGCUUCACUUUUGCUUGUAAUUCUUGGUGGUAGUUAUGUCUUGCUGUUUCUGACUGGAAAGGGUGGUCACAGUCAUUCUCAUAACCAACCCAUGGAGAAAAUGGCUGUUGCUGGGCUUGUCCUCGUUCCUGCAUUGUCACCCUGUGCAACCACACUUCCGGUAUUCCUUGCUGUUGGAAAUUCGUCUUCCAUGAUGGUGCUCGCUAUCAUUGUGCUAUUAUUCAGCACCAUCACUGUGAUGACAUCACUGGUGGCUCUGUCAUUUUAUGGUGCCAGUCAGCUGAAGUUUCAUUGGGUGGAGCGGUACGACAAGCUUCUUGUGGGUUCUGUGUUGUGUUUGGUAGGAAUUUUGACUCUUCUUUUUCAUGAUCAUGAUCAUGAUCAUCAUCAUGGUGGAGUUGGAGGCUCCUCUGGAGAGCCAUUGCAUAGAAAACUAGUUGUUCUAUGAUCAUUUUCCUGGCAAGAGUUGAAGUGGAGAAUGUCUUGAUAUGGAUCUCCAGUAGAACUGGAUGGAAAUUGGUCCAUGUGACACAUGUCUGUAUUGUAAUUGUUCUGUUAAUUUUCUCUGUUCUGAUUCAUACCAUAAUCCUUGUGUGUGUGUGUGUGUGUGUGUGUGUGUGUGGGAUAUUAGUGGUUUUUUUUUUUUUUUUUUUGUAUGUAAUUGUUUUCUUCAAGCCUGGAUGUCCACAUCUUGGUCUCUUUUAGUACAAUUUCUACUCCUUUUUAUAGUUAGAUGUAGUUUCAUAAGUA